This is a messenger RNA of Myxocyprinus asiaticus (Chinese sucker), 4547 nucleotides long. It is a transcript of the gene arhgap22a, whose product is annotated as Rho GTPase activating protein 22. The transcript is spliced from 10 exons. Gene Ontology annotation, biological process: activation of GTPase activity; signal transduction. The record is from RefSeq and is a predicted model, not a curated record. Gene Ontology annotation, molecular function: GTPase activator activity. NCBI's taxonomy places the organism in Eukaryota, Metazoa, Chordata, Actinopteri, Cypriniformes, Catostomidae. Bases 181 to 2220 code for a protein of 679 amino acids. Gene Ontology annotation, cellular component: focal adhesion.
AGCUAGAUGUCAUAUUGUUGAACUUUACACUCGUAACUGUGGUUCUUCUAUUUAUACAGAGAUUUGAUGCAGUUAGUUUCAAACAUCAAAUACAUGAAUAUGUCAGAUUAGAAUUCCUAAUGAAGAAUCUGGCGUUUACACUACCAAGGAGUACAUGGAGGUCUAGCUAGAUCCAAGAGCAUGGUCAUGGGGGAGCUGUCCCGUGGCUUCAGAAGGCCAUCGUCUCCAGGCCUGCAGGAGAGGGCACUGAAAGCAGGCUGGCUUAAAAAACAGCGCAGCAUCAUGAAGAACUGGCAGCUACGUUGGUUCGUGCUCCGAACCGACCAGCUCUACUUCUACAAGGAUGAGGAGGAAACCAAACCACAGGGUUGUAUCCCAUUACAGGGUAGUCAAGUCAAUGAGCUGACAGCCAAUCCCGAUGAACCUGGGCGGCAUCUUUUUGAGAUAGUUCCAGGCACUACAGGAGAAAAGGACAGAUCAGCUCUGAGCCAUGAGGCUUUCCUGCUUAUGGCAAACUCCCAGAAUGACAUGGAGGAUUGGGUCAAAGCCAUCAGACGGGUCAUCUGGGCUCCUUUUGGAGGAGGUAUCUUUGGUCAGCGCCUAGAAGACACUGUACAAUAUGAGAGGAAGUUUGGGCUCCGGCUGGCCCCUCUGCUAGUGGAGCAGUGUGUGGAUUUCAUACGGGAGCAGGGUCUGAAAGAGGAGGGUCUCUUUAGGAUGCCAGGACAGGCCAACCUUGUCAAGGAACUCCAGGAUGCUUUUGACUGUGGGGACAAACCUCUGUUUGACAGUAACACUGAUGUUCACACAGUGGCGUCCCUCCUGAAGCUUUACCUCAGAGAGUUACCUGAGCCUGUGAUCCCCUUCAACAAGUAUGAGGACUUUCUAACCUGUGCGCAGCUUCUGCUAAAAGAUGAAGAAGUGGGACUCUGUGAGCUUGUGAAGCAGGUGAACACUCUUCCUCAGGCUAAUUAUAAUUUGUUAAAGUACAUUUGCAAAUUCUUAGAUGAGGUGCAGUCACACUCGAAUGAGAACAAGAUGAGUGUUCAGAAUCUUGCAACAGUUUUUGGACCAAACAUCCUUAGGCCUAAAGUGGAGGACCCUGUUUCAAUGAUGGAAGGAACCUCUCAGGUCCAGCACUUGAUGACCUUGUUGAUCAGUGAACAUGAGAGGCUGUACGUUGGGACUGAGGGAGAUGUUUCCUCUGAGCAGACAGGAAGCUGUCCUCGGGGCAUGGUGGAGUGGAUCUCGGAGGAGGAGACUUUGAACUGCCCAUCACCAGCUCAGACCUCCCAAAUGGUAGAGUGUGUGUCUGGCAGUGUCACAUCUUUGAAUAUCAAUGCAGGUGCCCUGACCACUGCCAAAGUGACACCUCAGGGAAAAUCUGGGUUGAGCCCCAGCAAGCAAGCAAAAUCUCUUCCCUCCUGGAAAUACUCCUUCAAGAGUGGAGGGGUUCGUGCUCAGCCCGCAAAAAUUGGGGGCUCGUCUUUGGACGUAUCCAGCCUGCCCAGCACUGGUAACUGGUUAAUGAACGGGCUUUCUUCUCUGCGUAGUCAUCGUCGUACAUCUUCAGGAGAACGUAUGGGCAAGGAUUCAGCUCUGUCACACCGUCUGUCCACUUAUGACAACGUGACCUCAUCUAGUCUCAGCGUGCCCAGUGUUGCAAGCACACCCUGGUCCACGUCCUCCUGUGAGAUCUUAGUGGCGGACUCGGUGGGCAGCGACCCCUCAGAAUUGAACUCUAUGAACGCCGAGUGGUCAGUUGGAGGGUCUGUUCAAGGGCAGGGGGAGGACAGGAGUUCAGAGGUCACAGACAGCAGUGAAGCACUGGGAAUGUGUGUGAGCAGUGCAGGUUGCAGUGAGAAUGGGUAUCUAGAAGAUGUGGCGAACAUCACAGGAGAUACUGAAAAUAGCACGACAGCACUUAACAGCCUGGUAACAGAGCUAAAAGAUGAGUUGAAAAAGCAGAAGAUCAACUAUGAAUCACGAUUACUAAAGCUUGAGGAAUCAUGCAUAGCUCUGCAUAUCCAGAUGGAGAGACUAGAGGAGGAGUUAGACCAGGAGAAGAAAAAGUAUUGCAUGUUGGAAAUUAAACUUCGCAACUCUCAGCGGGCCCAUGAGGAUGCAGAGAAUCGGAACCGUUUACUUCAACGCGAGAUGGAGGAGUUCUUCUCCACUUUGGGAGAUCUAACCUUGGGAACAAGGACAAGCAAAAAUUGACUGGCCCUCUGAUGGUACAGUUCUCCUUAUUUAACACUGAGAGACUGUUGUAGAUAGAAAUAGAAUUUUGAAAUCUCUUUGCUCAUGCAUCAUGAGUUUUCAGAGGUAAUUUUGUGCUGUUUUGUUACAGCUAUUAUCAUGUGUCGCAGUUCUUUCCUACAGAAGCCCUGAACCACAAGGUAAAAAAAAAAAUUUACUAGGUGAAUUUUUUUUAGUGCCUUCCUGAGCCUAUAUCCUAUGAAUUAUUUUCUCUGAAAAAAAUAGUUUUUUUUCUCUGAACCUUUUUCUCUCUGAAUUCUUUUUCCUCAAAAGGCAACACAUGAAAACUUGGUUCGACUCGACUCUGCUCGCUUUACUUUUCUGAGCUUGCUUUUCCACUGCAGUUUAGUGCCGCCUCAACGUGGGGGGGAUUAUAGGCUGAUCGUCAUAGUUGCGCCGCCUCUACUGCCGUGACAUCAUCUUAAACGCGACACAAACAUUACUGACCAUAAACAAUAACACGACCGCUAGCUGUUAGCUACUAGCUCAUUGUGCUGCAUAAAGCAGUUGUUGCAUUGUGAUUUUACACAAGUGUAACAGUUAAAUUGGCCUGGUUGUUUUAGAAGCAAGCUUUCCAGUAGCUGGUCAACUAAAUAAAGUGAAGGUUUCAAGCAGAAUAUAGAGUUAACAUAACAAAACGUACUAUCCUCCAUCGUGGACUCCAACAUCACCAAGUCCAGGGCACUCUCCCUCCAUUGCUCGCCGGUCUAUUGUCCAUUUGGUCGAACCACUUCCACUUUCUUCUGUUUGAACCACUCUGGCUGUUGUGGUCCUUGAUGGUUCUGUAGUCACUUAAGUUUUCUUAACUUUUCCCAACACUGUUGGUAGGUCAGGUGGUAGCCGUGUGUGGCCAACAGCUGAGACACUUCCUGAAAGAAUUUUCCGUUUCGCAUUGUUCCACAGUGUGGUUUUGCGCACAAAUGAUAUUGCUGUCAUUGUUGCUAACUUUAAAACUAGUGGGUUGAUGUCCCGUGUCGCAAAUCUAGUGACGCUGGUAGUGUCGAUUCUCUCUGACCAGUCAGUGAUCUGCAGGGAUUUGACAUCAUAUUUAGUAUCGGCUCGGCUCGCUUGGAAACUCGACCGAGGUGGUACUAAAAAAAGUAUCAGGUACCAGGUACUAUCCACAGUGGAAAACCCCCCAAAAAGUGAGCAGAGUCGAGUCGAGCUGUACCAUGCAGUGGAAAGACCCAUAAGACACCUAAAAAAAAAAAAAAAUCACCUUGUGAAUUUUUUUCACCUUGCGGUUCAGGGCUUCCGUACUUUCUCUUUGAUCUUCAGUCUUAAGUUUAUUGUACGGUUCAAUUAUUGGCAGUCAUUACAUUAAUAACAUGCACAGUUAAUACCGAAGCAUGACCUUCCUGAUCAGCGUGUUUGAAAUAUUUGCCCUUCAAAAAGGCAGGUGAUUACAAUGGCAAUUAAUUUUCAUGCAUGUUAUGAAAUAAAUCCUGCUGAAUUGUCUCUUGAGGUGCUUGAAGUUCUCCAAAUCCUUUUUUUUUUUUUUUGGUCUAUAUAAUUUAAUACUUGUAAUUAUUUACAAGCUGCAUCAUAUCACACUGUGCCUGACACUACCAAAUGCAGACAAUGGCAAGUCAUUGAUGGCUCAUUUAGAUAGACUGUUACACGAUCAGACUAAACAGACACAUCUUUUUAGCUUAUCCCUUUAUUGUAAGUAAAAAUGCACUAUGGAAUUGUUUUUUGUUUUUUUCCUGUAUUAGAUAAGGUGACAUUGUAGCCAUAUGUCAAAACUUGUCCAAAGUUAUUAAAAAACUUUUAAAUCAUCAGGAUAAGAUUAUUUCAGCUGCAAGAUUGCCAAGUCUAGUAUUUACUUAAGCUUAUUAAUGUAAACCUAGAACUAUUUCUCAGGUGGUGUUUUUCAAAACACUCAAUAAGUGUCUUUAUAUAAAAAAAGAUGAUAGAACUAAGGCUGACAUAUACAGUACUUGAAUGUGUUAGUAUAAAGUUUUUUUUUUUAAGUGUGCACAUAUGUUUUUGCGGUCCUUUUUUUAUGUUUAUUGAUUCUUGUAUGCAGAAAGUGCCAAAAUAGAGGUCCUAAGGAAAUGGGCACUGAAAUGAUUUCAUUUAAAAUGAAAACUGAUUAGCGUCAAUUAAAUAAAUUUACCAUUGUCAACAAAGCUGUGCAAUGUAGUGACUAUGAUGAGUGACCUACAACUAAAUAUUAUACUGACUAAUAACACAUUGCUGUGGAAAUUAUGUUCUGUAUAAAGUUUUUAAAAAAUAGAGAAAGCAAAAAAUUUCCAUUGUCAAAUAAAAUAUAAUAUGUGAAUAAC